AUGCAUCAGAUUGAACAGAACGUCACGAUAAAGGAAAAAUACCCGGUGCUAUUGACAACAAUCAGUGACUCAACUAGUGAGGAGAGCAAAAAGACAUUGAGUGAAUAUGUGGUGACAGAGGCUCAAUGUCAUAACCUAGAGAAGGCCACCAGGAACCAGGCAGUUAGCCCUUUGUGGUACCAACAUAGGAUGGGCAGGAUAACUGCAUCCAAGGCACAUGAUGUUCUAGUAAGAAAGGACACCACAUCCCCAGACAACCUGGUUAAGAGAAUCAUGGGAUACUCAACGUAUGAUCUUUCCAAAAAAGACUCUGUGAGAUGGGGUAUAGAAAAUGAAGACGAGUGCAGACUUUUGUACACCAAACACUCUGCUCAUCAACACAUUGAAUUCCACUGUGAGGAGUCGGGAUUUAACAUCAAUCCUAAACACCCAUUUCUCGGAGCCAGUCCUGAUGGAAUUAUUAACUGUCAGUGUUGUGGAAAGGGAACACUGGAAAUCAAGUGCCCAUUCAAACACAGGAACUCUACUGUGCAGACUGCUGCUGCAACUGACAAAGACUUUUGCCUGGAUUCCAGCCUGCACCUGAAAACAACACACAGGUAUUAUACACAAGUCCAAUUUCAAAUGGCUAUUUGUGGUUACACAUAUUGUGAUUUUGUGGUGUACACAAAGUGUAAACCUGCGCCAAGCAUGGUUAUUGUGCGUGUUCCGAUUGACAUUAACUUUUGUAAGAAUGUUGUGGGAAAAUGUGAACUGUUCAUGAAAAAGCAUGUUCAACAGGAACUGAUAACCCGCCAACUGGAAAGCGUGAUUUCACGUGCUACAGCUGAUACUCCUCUCAACAACGAAGACACCUGGUGUUUAUGUUCUGAACCAGAAUACGGGAGGAUGAUCAAGUGUGACAGUAAUGACUGUCCCUACCAGUGGUUCCACUACAAAUGUGUAAAUAUUCGUAGAAAGCCAAGAGGGAAAUGGUUCUGUACAUCAUGUGACAGUUAAAGUUUCAGAACUGUGUGGAGCUUUAAAUCAUAGGCUUGAAUGUGAACUGAAUAUUGAACUCUUAGUAACAAGUUAUUAAAUUGAAAGUGUGAAAUUGA
Messenger RNA from Pecten maximus, 1097 nucleotides. RefSeq lists its product as uncharacterized. Bases 1 to 999 code for a protein of 332 amino acids. The record is from RefSeq and is a predicted model, not a curated record. NCBI's taxonomy places the organism in Eukaryota, Metazoa, Mollusca, Bivalvia, Pectinida, Pectinidae. The transcript has a single exon.